AUGGGGCUUGUGUGGAGGGCCGCGAAGAUGCUUGAUGCGUCAUGGCACGUGGCUUGGGCCGCUGGUACUGAACUGGCGUUCAUUCACGCCAGCGGCAGCACCGUGGGGUACCGACCGCAUGUGCGCUCCACCACGCUCGCUCAUCUCAUUGCCACCAACUGCGGUCCCUUCAUGCUCCCCAUCCUCCCCAUUCGAGAUCGCAUUCGGGACAAGGUGGACGAGGCAUUCGGCAUGCAGCUGGGGCUGCUGGUGGAGUUCACGGGGAUCAUCAGCUGGCUGCCUGGCGCCACCAUUGGCUGGCAUGCUGACGACAACCGGCCCUACCUCAAGCAACGCGCAUUCGCUGCAGUGUGUUAUCUGAACGAGUAUGGCAAGGACUUCGAUGGAGGUCUUUUCAGGUUUCGACAGGGCCAUCCUCACACUGUCGCUCCCAAGCCCGGGCGACUCGUGGCAUACUCGGCUUCAGGGGAGAAUGAGCAUUGCGUUGAUCCUGUGAUUCGAGGUCAACGCCUCACCCUCACUCUCUGGUUCACACUCGAUCCGUCACACAGUGAAGACCUCUCCCUCCUCACCCUCCUCUCUCGCAUCCCCCUCUCCCUCCACCUUCCCUUCCCUCGCAUUACCCUCAACCCCCCUCCCACGGGGGAUGUGGGACCUGGGAAGGGCCCUGAAGCUGGCAAGAAGGUCGAAGUGGAAGCUGUAUCUGAGGACAGGGGCGUUAGGCAAGUGGUAUGUGGGGCGAACCAGCAGCACUUGGCAUCUGAUGGGCUUGGACAAACAGGUUUGGGGGAGCUGAAUGGGGGGGCGUCAGAGGGGAAUGAGAAAGAGGGGAGCGGAGGGGAUGGAGUGAUGGAAAGGGAAGCUGGCAAUGAGGCAGUGCUGGUGCCCAUACCGCUUGUGGCGUCUAAUUCUCUGUAUCUCGUGCAGAAGGAAGGGCAGGGGAAACUGGGAGAGGGGGAGGAUGGUGAAGUGGAAGGAGGAGAGAAGCAGGGAGGGAGCGAGGGUGGCAGGGAGGGGCAGGGAGAGGGAGAGGUUGAUAUACGGAUACAGGAGCUAGCCAGUAUGGGAUGGAAGGCUGUUCCAUUUCUUCAAAGCAACUGCAAUGCCACGAUGCAGUCACCUCCUGGAAGUGAUGGCGCAGGGUUAGUAAAGACAGAGUCUGAGUGGGUGGCGUUAGUCCCUAGUCCCAGUCCGAGAAGAGACGAGACAAGCCCCUGCCUUCAAUGUCCGGUUUCAGAACUAGGAAAGGAUGGAAAAAAAGCAGGAGAGGUGGAGAAGGAUGUGGCAGGGGGGAAGGAGAGGCAGGGGCAUGAGGCCGGAACUCGUCAAGAAUGCAUUGGUGGUGAUUAUCGUGAGGGGUGUGAUAGCAGAGGGGGAGGAGGGCGAGGGGACUCCGUUGGGGAAAAAGCACGUGUCCUGGCGUCACCGGUUGUGUUCUACAAUAUUCUGCAUGCUUUACAGGCUCAGCCUCCAGGUUCAACGUCAGGGCAAGAGGGCGAGGAUAGGACCAGCCUUGAUCGUAUAGCUGCUCCGUUUGAGUCCCCUCAAGGACUCGUCAGAAGCUCAGGAGACGCAGCGUCAUUGGAGGAUGAUAUCGCUCUUGCAAAUCCGCUUGUUGGGUCGGCUGAAGCAAGUGACGAGCGGAGGGAGGUCGCAGAGAAUGGUGGUGACGCAGCAGGGCAACGGAAGAAACGAAAGAGACAGUCCGCCGCGGGUCUGGGAGCAGGAGCCAUUGCUCUCCCCAUAACCAAACCAGCUCAACGCCUUUGUUGUGGUCUUCUUCGACUAUUUGUUCAGGGUGAGCUGCAUGUCCUUUACCACCGUUCAGGACAGGACAAAGUAUAA
This is a messenger RNA of Closterium sp. Naga37s-1, 1845 nucleotides long. Lineage: Eukaryota; Viridiplantae; Streptophyta; Zygnematophyceae; Desmidiales; Closteriaceae. The record is from the annotation of a GenBank genome assembly.